AUGAAGUACAUUUCCAGUGUGACCAGAGUAGAGCGGUUGUUGGAUUGGCCGCGAGAGAGGGAAAUCGGAGACGGCUGGCAGGAGGUUGACAUGUCUGUCAACUUUAUCACCCACACAUUUCACCCUAAGGCUUUAAUUUCUACCCACUCUUUCAUUGUCUUAGUUAGCUGCCCUUGUCUCCCCAUAUCUCGAGGCACAGGGUUCAUGAGUCUUCAAAUUCCCCUCACGCAUGAACCGAGGGACUUGGUUCCGAACCUGCUGUGCGAAAGAAAUACUGCCUUGGCACCCCAAAAUACUGUAUUUGCAUCAUAUGCCAGUGUGGAACAGGUGGUAGUUAUGUCUGACCGGCGGAGCAAUGUCCCCAAAGCCAUAGUGACCGACGUGGGGCUGUUCAUCGGCUGGACGGCCCAAAGACGAUCUCAGUGUAACCAGAGAGCUCAAAUACAGACAAACGCUACCGUGCACUGGGAGACCUAG
Aspergillus pseudotamarii is the source of this 477-nucleotide messenger RNA. RefSeq lists its product as uncharacterized. The record is from RefSeq and is a predicted model, not a curated record. Lineage: Eukaryota; Fungi; Ascomycota; Eurotiomycetes; Eurotiales; Aspergillaceae. Bases 1 to 477 code for a protein of 158 amino acids. The transcript has 3 exons.